UUCUACUGGAAUAAUCUGCAGACGUUUAUCAAAAUGCCUGUAAGCCUCUGUGGUACUUGGGACAUGGUGAGCAAUGUCAACUUAGAGGGAUACAUGAUUGCUUUAGGGAUCGGUCUGUACACCCGCAAGAUUGCCCUGAAGUUAAAACAUCGUAAAGUGAUCGAGCAGGUGGGGGAUCAAUAUGUCGUCAAGACUCUCAGCACCUUCAGAAACUACACUUUCUCCUUCAGAGUCAAUGAGGAGUUCGAAGAGUUCACCAAGGGGCUGGAUGGCAGACACUGCAAGUCUCUGGUGGCAUGGGAGGGGAACAAGUUGGUGUGCAUUCAAAAGGGUGAGAAGAAGAACAGAUUUUGGGCACACUGGAUCGAGGACGACAAACUCCAUUUGGAAUUGCACUGUGAAGAUCAAGUCUGCAAGCAAGUUUUCAAACGGGUUAUUUGAGGUCCUUCUGUGGAGCUUACUGUGAGAAAAGGUGUUUUGAUUUAAACAAAGCAGUUUACACUUCUGAGUCAGAGGAAUAUGAUGCAAGAAGAAGAACCAUGAGUUUCAACUUCUGCCUCAAAGCCUGACUAAUCAAUUGCAUUCAGUGAGAGGCUUGCAGACUGAGCCAUAGCGUCUAUGAGCAUGAUGUAUAAUGCCACUAGAGGGCUCUAUAAGACCACGAACAAACAAAACUCAGGUCAACAGCAGUUUACCCACUGGAAACACUGUACGUUGUCAAUAGUUGUGCCACCAUUGCCUAAUCAUGUUUACAUGUAAUACAAGAACCACAUUCACAGACAUUUUGCAAUCUGUAAUGUGCUUCUGUAUAGGACUGUGCCUCUUUUUGAAUAUUUAAAAAACAUUUUGUAACUGGUUUAGUUGUAUUUUUUUGUUUAUUUUUAUAGCCUUGUUAAGAUUUACAGUUUUGUUUAUGUUACAGCUAAAUAUGCACACUGUGUUCAUUCAGUUACUUGAAUUCAACACCUUGUUCAAUUACUUGAAUGUCCCUUAUUGUGCAAUAAACUUUGAAACAAGUUAUAAUAUACUUUGUGUG
Molecule: messenger RNA, 1036 nt
Organism: Onychostoma macrolepis
Lineage: Eukaryota; Metazoa; Chordata; Actinopteri; Cypriniformes; Cyprinidae
Gene: rbp7a
Product: retinol binding protein 7a, cellular
Exons: 4
Coding region: 34-441 (135 amino acids)
Biological process (GO): fatty acid transport
Cellular component (GO): nucleus; cytosol
Molecular function (GO): fatty acid binding
Source: RefSeq, a predicted model, not a curated record